UUCACUUGCUUUGUCUCCAUUUCUGCAAGUAUUUCCAACGUUGCUGAAUCUUGUUUAUACAUAAACAGCAUGAGUUUCACGGUUCGUGCCGCUCUACUGCAAUCAUCUCGUAUAACUUACAUCUUAGAUGACAUAUGAGCCUGCAUAGAAGAUAAAUAUCAGAUUUAAGAAGAACAUACUUCAUAGGACAAUUUUAUUUCUAAUAGCCAUUCAAUGUUCUUUCAAAAACAACACAAGUCCUGCACUAUUAGUUCUGUCCUAUGUCUUUCUGUGGCUAUGAAUGAAACUGUAAAUCUUUUACUUUUCUGAACUAUCAGACUUAAGAUUUCUGCCUGAAAAAUGAAAUAACAGGUGAUGAUAACUUCCCGUAUUUUUCAGAUAUCGCUUCUUUUUGAUCCAUAACUGAUUGAAUGCACUUUUAUCAGGUCAAUGAUGCCCUGGGAAAGGUCAUAUCAUGUCCUGACCUGGUGACCAUGGUUCUCAGAUUCAGAGAUCGGACAAAUCUCAUGGAAUGUGAAACUGCUUAUGAGGUAAAACCAUGUAGUUUUACCAGUUUGAAGCUGCAAUAUGCCGAAGAAAGCACUGUGGAUGCAGAUACCAAGACAGGAGGAAGCUGUCCUCUAAGGACACACACCACCAUGUAAUUUUAUUCCAUGUUGGCUUGAAACCUCACAGCAGUUCAGGAACUCACGUUCCAUAGAUCUUUCAACUUCUGUUCCGUUCAUCAGUCGUAUGAAGCUGGCAGCAUGAGGCAGCGAACAGUGGCGAUGUAUGUGGAGAUCGGUUGCUUUUUGUUGUGUUUAAGUGGCUGGAUUUUGAUCUGUUCCACUCUGGCCACUGAGUACUGGACCUUCUCGGAGGUCGGCUCUGUGGUUCUGACCACCGGUAAUUACUAUUCCAACCUCUGGAUGGACUGUGUCUCAGACACCACAGGAGUAUCUGACUGUAAAUACUACCCCUCCAUGAUGGACCUGCCUGUUUUCCUCCAUGUAUGCAGGGCCCUGGCUGUCGUCUCUGUGAUCUUUGGCUUCUGGGGGGCUGUUCUUGCCCUCAUUGGGAUGAAAUGUACCAAAAUCGGAGGUUCUGAGCUCACCAACACCAGAGUUACAUUUGCAGCAGCGUUGACGUACAUGGCAUCUGGAUUUUGUGGUAUGAUAGUGUACUCCUGGUGGGGAGAUAAAGUGCGUUCAAACUUUGUGGAUCCAUAUUACUUGGAACAGAAGUUUGAGUUCGGUGCAGCUCUUUUCAUCGGCUGGGGAGGUUCGUGUCUGGUUAUAUGUGGGAGCGCAGUCAUGUGCUAUUCCUCUGUGAGAAAGUCAUUCCCACGAAGGUUUACCAAGAAACCCAGGAGAACCCCAACCUACAUGACAGCACGCACCAGACGGACGUACAUGCUGCCGGGCUCGUCCAGACCCACAACAGUCAUCAUCUCUCCUUCACACCAAUCAUACAGCGUGAACAGAGAAAACAGACAGAGUAGAGGGAGGAGAGGAACACAAGAAAGCCAGUUUCCAAGAACUGUCAGGCCCCUCAUUGACUCGACUGUGUAACUCAAUGUUUAAAAACAUAACUUAGACAAUUUCCAAUGCUUUAUCCAUUGCGAUACAGCAGGAUGCUUGUCA
Onychostoma macrolepis is the source of this 1622-nucleotide messenger RNA. Its product is annotated as claudin-10-like. NCBI's taxonomy places the organism in Eukaryota, Metazoa, Chordata, Actinopteri, Cypriniformes, Cyprinidae. Gene Ontology annotation, cellular component: bicellular tight junction; plasma membrane. Gene Ontology annotation, molecular function: structural molecule activity. The coding region runs from base 747 to 1550 and encodes 267 amino acids. Gene Ontology annotation, biological process: cell adhesion; bicellular tight junction assembly. The record is from RefSeq and is a predicted model, not a curated record. The transcript has 5 exons.